Messenger RNA from Nilaparvata lugens (brown planthopper), 519 nucleotides. Its product is annotated as kynurenine--oxoglutarate transaminase 3-like. NCBI's taxonomy places the organism in Eukaryota, Metazoa, Arthropoda, Insecta, Hemiptera, Delphacidae. Gene Ontology annotation, biological process: biosynthetic process. The record is from RefSeq and is a predicted model, not a curated record. Gene Ontology annotation, cellular component: cytoplasm; mitochondrion. Gene Ontology annotation, molecular function: pyridoxal phosphate binding; L-kynurenine:2-oxoglutarate transaminase activity.
GGCCAUGUGAGAUUGGUGAACGCUCUGAGCAAAUUGUAUUCGAAAUUGAUUGGACGGCCGAUCGAUGCAUUUUCUGAGAUUCUGGUUACGAGCGGUGCUUACGAGGCUCUAUUCAGCAGCAUAGGCGGUCACACCAGACCCGGCGAUGAGUUCAUUAUCAUCGAGCCCUUUUUCGAUUGCUACGAACCCAUGGUGCUAGCAGCUGGAGGCAAACCCGUCUAUAUACCAUUGCGGCCGAAAUCAACUACUGGCAAUGGGCCAACUACAUCUGCUGAUUGGGUUUUGGACCCAGAUGAACUCGCGUCUAAAUUCAACUCGAAUACAAAGGCAAUAAUUCUAAAUACACCCCUCAAUCCUCUGGGUAAAGUUUUCACCGUAGACGAAUUAACAACCAUUGCCAAUCUGUGUAAAAAGUGGAACACCCUUUGUAUUUCGGAUGAAGUCUAUGAAUGGAUGACUUAUAAGCCCAACAAGCAUGUCAGGAUUGGUGAGUUUUAUUACUAGUCAUUACUGAAAUGC